This is a messenger RNA of Oncorhynchus nerka (sockeye salmon), 1414 nucleotides long. Its product is annotated as fascin-2-like. The coding region runs from base 294 to 1277 and encodes 327 amino acids. Gene Ontology annotation, biological process: actin filament bundle assembly; establishment or maintenance of cell polarity; cell migration. The transcript has 4 exons. The record is from RefSeq and is a predicted model, not a curated record. Lineage: Eukaryota; Metazoa; Chordata; Actinopteri; Salmoniformes; Salmonidae. Gene Ontology annotation, cellular component: cytoplasm; actin cytoskeleton. Gene Ontology annotation, molecular function: protein-macromolecule adaptor activity; actin filament binding.
UUGAGAGAAGAGAGGGACAGAGGGUGACGUCACUACUUGGAUUGCAGUGUUGAGUCCUACUAACUACUAUAAUCCUGAUUAGGGAAAGCCUAAAGGAAAACCCCAGGAGCCCUGAACGACAGAACGAGAAAGAAGGAGUAGAGAGAGAACGACAAGGUCACCUGCUAUCAACCACCCAGAGAGAGACAAGAGGAGAGGAGACAGAGACAGAAUAAGGAUUCUUUUUAAUCUGGGAAUUAGGAGCGUAGGAAUCACAUAAACUACAGAAAAGGAACCACAUAAUCACAGUCAGGAUGCCCACUAACAGGACAAACUGUCCACUGAAACUGCAGUUUGGUCUGAUCAAUCAUGAGAGUUGCUACCUCACUGCAGAGGCCUUUGGCUUCAAGGUGAGAUACACUGGUCCCAGUCUGAAGAGGAAGCAGGUGUGGAUGUUAGAACAGGACUCCCAGGACCCCCAGGUGGUCUACUUCCGCAGCCAUCUGGGCCGAUACCUGGCCUCCGACAAGGAUGGCAAGGUCACCUGCGAGGCAGAGGUCCAGAACAGAGACUGCCGCUUCCUGAUCGCUGCCCAAUCAGACGGCCGCUGGGCACUGCAGUCUGAACCCUAUCUGAGGUUCUUUGGAGGUUCCUGUGACUACCUGUCCUGCUUCACCCAGGUGAUGACAGAGGCAGAGCUGUGGACAGUACACCUGGCACUCCACCCGCAGGCCAACCUGCUCAGUAUAGCCCGCAAGCGCUAUGCCCACCUGUCACCCUGCAAUGGUGAGAUCGCCGUGGACCGGAACAUUCCGUGGGGGGUGGCAGCGCUCCUGACGCUCGUCUACCUGGAUGGGAAGUACCGGCUCAAGACCUGUGACAGCCGUUACCUAGUCAACGAUGGGAAGCUGUCAGCGGAGAGCGGGAGGGGCACGGGGUACACACUGGAGCUGAAGUGUGGGAAGCUGGCGUUUAAGGACUGUGAGGGGAAGUACCUGAGUCCCAUGGGCCCCACGGGGACACUGAGGUCUGGCAGGUGCAGCAAGCCGGGGAAGGACGAGCUGUUUGACCUGGAGGAGAGCCACCCUCAGGUGGUGCUGAUGGCAGCCACCCGUAAAUAUGUGUCUAUACGGCAAGGAGUGAGCAUCUCAGCCAAUCAGGAGGACGAGACGGACCUGGAGACGUUCCAGAUGGAGAUAGACAAGGAGAGCAGGAAGUGUCUGUUCCGGACAAAUGAGAGAAAAUACUGGGCCCUGGUGGCCAAUGGAGGCAUCCAGACUACAGCCACGGAGAGGUAACCCUAACCCUAGCUCCAGCUGCAACCCUAACCCUAUCUCCAGCUGCAACCCAACACCUAGCUCCAGCUGCAACCCUAACCCUAGCUCCAGCCGCAACCCUAACCAUAGCACCAACUGCAACCCUAACCCUAUCUACA